This is a messenger RNA of Adineta ricciae, 489 nucleotides long. The record is from the annotation of a GenBank genome assembly. Lineage: Eukaryota; Metazoa; Rotifera; Eurotatoria; Adinetida; Adinetidae.
AUGAUAGCUGGAAUAACUAAAUCGAAUAUUAAGAGCGAAAAUUCAUCGAUAAAUCUACUUCGACUUGAAGUCCUUCCCGAUGAAAUUUUCCAGUGCGUUGACCCUAUCGAUCUUCGUAACUUCAAAGGUCUCAACAAACGGAUUGACUGUCUUAUUGAUUCUGUGAAAAUGAAUAUUGUGAUUCAAAGACAAGAAGACUGUGACCUUGAUUAUAUAUCAAAUUUUGCUUCAACACAAAUCAUUCGUUUGGAAAUAUGUGACUAUUGCUUAUCGCUAAGUUUUCGUGAAACGAUCGAACUUCGUUCACUUACAUUUAAUUGCAGUUAUCUUCUGGAAGAACAGUUAAGUCAAAUAACCAAGGUCAAUCUACCUCGUCUAGAAAGACUGUCUAUUGAUGAUAUACCGUAUAGUCUACAAGAACCGGUAUUUGAUGUUAUCUUUCAAAGUGAACAAUUUGUCGUCUUAGUCUGCCAGAUGAUUAUCAUUUGA